CCUCGCGCGGGGAAGGACCGGAACUCCGGCCGGCGGCAGGUUGAUAAUAUGGCGGUAGGAGGUACCUGGGCGUCGCGAGGAGGCGGCGGAGCCCACGCCUGGAGGAAAGGUCUCUUUUCGGGCUAGUGCGGCGGCCGCUGCGGGCCGGAAGUCAGGGCCGGUUGCUGAAUGAGGGGAGCUGGGCCGUCCCCGCGACAGUCCCCCCGCGCCCUCCGCCCCGACCCUGGCCCCGCCAUGUCCUUCUUCCGGCGGAAAGUGAAAGGCAAAGAACAAGAUAAGACUUCAGAUGCCAAGUCAGUUAAAGCCUCAAAUCCUGUAUAUUCCCCACAAAAAAGCACUAAAAAUCAUGCCUUGCUGGAGGCUGCAGGACCAAGUCAUAUUGCAAUCAAUGCCAUUUCUGCCAACAUGGACUCCUUUUCAAGUAGCAGGACGGCAACGCUUAAGAAGCAGCCAAGCCACAUGGAGGCCGCUCAUUUUGGUGACUUGGGCAGGUCUUGUCUGGACUACCAGAUUCAAGAGGCCAAAUCAAGUCUUUCAAAGACUCUUGAACAAGUCUUGCAUGACACUAUUGUCCUCCCUUAUUUCAUUCAAUUCAUGGAACUUCGGAGAAUGGAGCAUUUGGUUAAAUUUUGGUUAGAAGCUGAAAGUUUUCACUCUACAACUUGGUCCCGAAUAAGAGCACAUAGUCUGAACACAGUGAAGCAGAGCUCAUUGGCUGAGCCUGUCUCUCCAUCUAAAAAGCAAGAAACUGCAGCACCUUUUGUGACCGAGUCUCUUGACAAGAGAUUAGAGGAUUCUAGCUCAGCCCAGUUGCUUGUGACUCAAUCAGAAGAAAGUGACCUGAAUAAUAGAACUAGCAACACCCAGAAUCGCUUGCUCCUUUCCGAGGAAUGUGACAGUGCCCAUUCUCUCCAUCUUGAAAUGGCCAGAAGAGAAGCUCAUCAAGUUUCCAUGGAAACGCAAGAAUCCUCCCCCAGACUUACAGUAGCCAGUAGAAAUAGUCUUUCUUCUCCACUAAAGGAAUUAUCAGGAAAACUAAUGAAAAGUAUAGAACAAGAUGCAGUGAAUACUUUUACCAAAUAUAUAUCUCCAGAUGCUGCUAAACCAAUACCUAUUACAGAAGCAAUGAGAAAUGAUAUCAUAGCUAAGAUUUGUGGAGAAGAUGGGCAGGUGGACCCCAACUGUUUCAUUUUGGCACAGUCCGUAGUCUUUAGUGCAAUGGAGCAAGAGCACUUUAGUGAGUUUCUGCGAAGUCACCAUUUCUGUAAAUACCAGAUUGAAGUGCUGACCAGUGGAACUGUUUACCUGGCUGACAUUCUCUUCUGUGAGUCAGCCCUCUUUUAUUUCUCUGAGUACAUGGAAAAAGAAGAUGCGGUGAAUGUCUUGCAGUUCUGGUUGGCAGCAGAUAACUUCCAGUCUCAGCUUGCUGCCAAGAAGGGCCAGUAUGAUGGACAGGAGGCACAAAAUGAUGCCAUGAUUUUAUAUGACAAGUACUUCUCCCUGCAGGCCACACAUCCUCUUGGAUUUGAUGAUAUUGUAAGAUUAGAAAUUGAAUCUAAUAUCUGCAGGGAAGGUGGGCCACUCCCCAACUGUUUUACAACUCCAUUACGUCAGGCGUGGACAACCAUGGAGAAGGUGUUUUUGCCUGGCUUUCUGUCCAGCAAUCUGUAUUAUAAAUAUUUGAAUGAUCUCAUCCAUUCGGUUCGAGGGGAUGAAUAUCUGGGAGGGAAUGUUUCACUGACUGCUCAUGGCUCUGUUGGUGCUCCUGACGACUCUCACCAGGGUGGUUCUGACAGCUCAGCAUCUCAGUCCAGUAUGAAAAAAGCUAGUGUUAAAAUUCUGAAAAAUUUUGAUGAAGCAAUAAUUGUGGAUGCUGCAAGUCUGGAUCCGGAAUCUUUAUAUCAACGGACGUAUGCAGGGAAGAUGACAUUUGGAAGAGUCAGUGAUGUGGGGCAGUUCAUCCGAGAAUCUGAGCCUGAACCUGAUGUAAAGAAAUCAAAAGGAUCCAUGUUCUCACAAGCUAUGAAGAAAUGGGUGCAAGGAAAUACUGAUGAGGCCCAAGAAGAGCUAGCUUGGAAAAUUGCUAAAAUGAUAGUUAGUGAUGUUAUGCAGCAGGCGCAAUAUGAUCAGCCAUUAGAGAAGUCUACAAAGCUAUGAUUCAAUCCCUGAGAUAAAGGAAAUCUGCUUUUGAAAAAUAAGAACGUUUUUCCUUUGGUUGGAUUUUUAACACAGCCAGUGAAAACAAAGCUCUGUGUUUCCUUUCUCUGAUGUAUCAGCUGUUGUUCCCAACAAGAAUGGCAGACAAUCUUGGACUUCCACCAUAAGCAGAGUGACACGUAGACGUAUUUGCUGCACAUGAUGUUCACAAGCGAAAGUCAUAAAGAGACAAAGUGGUAUUGUUUACAUUACUAGAAAAUUAGUAGUUUUCUAAUGGCAAUAACCCAUUAAUGAGAGAGUUUUAGUCCACUGGAAUAGACAGGGACCACAUACUGUGGCAGGCAGGUAAGCGGAGAGCUGAUAGUUGAUGCACAUUCUGUAGUGGUCACCCACCCUUAAUGGCAUCGUAAAGUAGGUACCAGAGGUGCUUUGCUUUGGCCUCUUGAAACAAUGGGAGUCAGCCCCUCUGAGAGAGCCGGGCAGCUGGGCUGGUGGUGCGGUGCUCAGACCCUGUUCCUCAGUGGCACGGGGCGAGGCUCACUGUGUAGUCUGCCUGCACAAAGGUAUUGGUUUGGAAGGAAGCUGAUAUGUCACAGGUCAAGUCCGAGUGACAUUAUCCUUCCUUUUGGUGACAGUAUCCAAUUUUCACAUUUUAAUGGCUCCUGAGAUGCAGUAUACUUACAGCCGGUCUCUCACCUGCUAACCAAAGGGUGAAUCUCUUGUGCUGCAAGCAUUAGGACUUGCUCCGGGUCAUCUAACUUCCCUUCAGAAUACAUCAUAACGGUCACUCCAGUGUCCCUCUGUGGUACCUUGAGCAAUGUUUAUUAAGAAAGUGAGAGGGCGGGGUCUGGGGGAGGAAAAGCACUCACUUUUAAUUGCCUCCCCUUUCUUUGCUCUGAGCUGGAAAGUAUGCCUGUCUCUAGGACAGUAAAAGGAUGCCGAGCUGCUCUUCUGCUCCAUUGGCUCCUGGGUCUGCUGAUGGGCUGCCACAUUGGGGAACACACUCCGCUGGCCAGGAGAUGCAGUGGUUCCCACCACAUGAGACUGUUUUAGGGGAAAGAGUAUUCUUAGGUGUGACUGCUUGUGCUUAGACUUUGCAAAAAAAAAAACAAACACAGACACACAUAUAUAUAUAUGUGUGUGUGUGUGUGUAUAUAUAUAUAUAAUUAUUAAUCACCUCUGUCCUUGAGAAAGUCUUGAAUGAAUAGAGAAUUUAUUCCACUGCAAUAUUUGAUUGUAUAGAGAGAGGCACACUGUUUCAUCAACAGAAGAAGCAAGAGGCUGUGUGUAAGUUUUUGGUACUAUGUACCACCUCUGUUAUUCUUCUAGAGCUGAAGUAUUCAUGUACUUAAACCAUAUUCUAUUUAAUUGUGUUUGAUUUUAAAUAUAUAUCUGAAUUAUAUUUAAAAUUGUGUCAACUUUCUGCUUUCAGGGCAUUUACAGCUCUUCUAUUAAAAUUGUAGAUUCUUCCAAAUAUUUCCAUUUGCUUUACAAAAACCCAGAACAUGAGCCACU
This is a messenger RNA of Eptesicus fuscus (big brown bat), 3672 nucleotides long. RefSeq names its product A-kinase anchoring protein 10 (gene AKAP10). Lineage: Eukaryota; Metazoa; Chordata; Mammalia; Chiroptera; Vespertilionidae. The transcript is spliced from 15 exons. The record is from RefSeq and is a predicted model, not a curated record. Gene Ontology annotation, cellular component: plasma membrane. Gene Ontology annotation, molecular function: protein kinase A binding. Gene Ontology annotation, biological process: intracellular protein localization. Bases 169 to 2157 code for a protein of 662 amino acids.